This is a messenger RNA of Branchiostoma belcheri (Belcher's lancelet), 2982 nucleotides long. RefSeq names its product F-box/LRR-repeat protein 16-like. Bases 29 to 1570 code for a protein of 513 amino acids. Gene Ontology annotation, biological process: SCF-dependent proteasomal ubiquitin-dependent protein catabolic process. The record is from RefSeq and is a predicted model, not a curated record. Gene Ontology annotation, cellular component: SCF ubiquitin ligase complex. Gene Ontology annotation, molecular function: protein binding. The transcript is spliced from 3 exons. Lineage: Eukaryota; Metazoa; Chordata; Leptocardii; Amphioxiformes; Branchiostomatidae.
CGACGAUUAUUGAUGUAGCCUGGGGGAAAUGACAAAACAUGAAUCUUUCAUGUGGCGCUGCGCAGUGCAAAGCCGCUUCUAUCGCCUCCGCCGCGGCGAGAGAGAUGGCCCGGGCUGGCGCACACGGUACACACGGAGUCAGACCGACUGCCUACUCUGCUGCACACGUCUCUGUGCCUUACUAGGGCGAUGGGCUAUGGAGAAGACGACAGACAACAACCCGACAACAACGUCCCCAGUGAACGGUGUUGCUAACGGAGUGCCUCCGAAGGACAUGAAAGACGCGAACGCGAACACAACGGCCAAGUCGCGCUUACCUCGCUCGAAAAGGAUGCCUCUCCUCAAGGAUGGUUUACGGACAGCUACGGAAGGAGGCGGCACGACCUCCUCUACUUCCUCCCCCGAGCACAGAGCCUUACUGGACGAGAAGAUUUUGUCGCGGUUGUUCACGUAUUUCUGGCCGUGCGAGAGAUGCGUGCUCGCACAGGUGUGCUCCAAAUGGAAGCAGGUUUUGUACCAGCCCAAAUUCUGGCGUGAAGUAACGCCCAUCUUGCACUGCCGAGAGCUGUACACCGAGGGAACGGACGGAGAAAAAAGGUUUGUGGACUUAACCAGCUUCCAGCAACGCGGGUUCGAGUCCGCCUGCCUGGUAGGUGUAGCCGAUUUGGACAUUUGCGAAUUUAUCGACAACUACCCUCCCUCAAAGAAGACCAUUAAAUACAUCUCGCUCAAGAGAUCCACUGUGACGGACGCGGGGUUAGAGGUCAUGCUCGAGCAGAUGACGUCACUGACGGGUCUUGAACUUUCCGGGUGUAACGACUUUUCGGAGGCGGGGCUCUGGUCGAGUUUGAACGCUAGGAUUGUCAAACUUUGCAUCAGCGACUGCAUCAACGUCGCGGACGACAGUCUGGCCGCCAUUGCCCAGUUGCUUCCCAACUUGCGAGAGUUAAACCUGCAGGCGUAUCACGUGACCGACACGGCCCUGUCCUACUUCACCACCAAGCAGAGCCACUCCAUGCACACACUGCGCCUGCGCUCGUGCUGGGAGACCACCAACCACGGCAUCGUUAACAUCGUGCACUCCCUGCCGAACUUGACCCAGCUCAGCCUAUCGGGAUGCUCCAAGAUCACGGACGACGCCGUGGAGCUCAUCGCAGAGAACUUGAAGAAGCUGCGGUCCUUGGACCUCUCCUGGUGCCCGCGCAUGACCGACGCCUCCUUAGAGUACAUCGCCUGCGACUUGCACCGUCUUGAGGAGCUGGUGCUAGACAGGUGCGUACGUAUCACGGACACCGGGCUGGGGUUUCUAUCCACCAUGACGUCACUGACGGCCCUGUACCUCCGCUGGUGCUGCCAGGUGCAGGACUUCGGUCUGCAGCACAUCUACAGCAUGAAGAAGCUCAGGGUCCUCUCAUUGGCAGGCUGCCCCCUACUGACACCGGCAGGCCUAUCUGGACUGGUGCAGCUGAAGAAUCUAGAGGAGCUGGAGCUGACAAAUUGCCCGGGAACAACUCCGGAGCUGUUCCAGUAUUACGCACAGCACCUGCCUCACUGCAUGGUCAUCGAGUGAAAUGCAUCAUGGGAACCAGCCGGCCAAAUCCGUCCGCCAUAUUGGAAUUCGCAUGACGAGGAUACGUGCUCACCAUCAUCAUCAUCAUUGUUUCCAUUACCCAGAAUCGCUUGCGUUGAGAAAGCUGCAAGUUAUGAAGGAAUCAGAGUGUAAUGAUUCAUGGUAGUUUGGUAGUUAUGACGUAGGUUAAUUGUAGAAACGUCUGUUCGGCUAAGUACAAUGACUUCACGAUAUGAGCACCUUGCAUCUUCUCGCCGCAAGGGAUUUGGGUAAACGGUUUGCUCUGAAAGUUGUGCGGUACGAUUUUGAAGCGUUUUCCAUAUAUUACGCAGACUCCGCACAAGAGGAGGGGAGGGGCGGUAAGAUAUGAAACGUUUGUUGAUUGAUGGUUCUUAAAUUCAUCAGAAUUGACACUCUAAUUUGUCCUACGAGAGACUGGUGAUAUGUUGUGCUUAAAUUGUUUCAAUGGAAUUAAAGCAUUGGGCAUAUUUAAUCACUUGCCUGUGGUACUAUCCAUUGCCUUUUGGAAGGGGGGAUGCGAAUUGGCAGUUAUAUGGCGUCAACUCAAUCUUAAAAAAUACCAUCUAUGACGAUUUCGUAUUUCUUACGGAUCAUGCCGAUAUUGAAUACCAUGAAUUGAAAUAAUGUAACCGUCAGUGCUAAACAUUGAUUUAUGAUGUAUUUUCAAAGUUCCAUAGAAACGUUUUUGUCACUGCCAGAAAAAAAAUUCUAUGUGCAAUGCAGAUAAAUACCAAAGGUUGACUGAACGUUGAGUUCCUUUCUUAUUCAGCGAGGUGGAAAAGACGACACUAUGUAUGUACAUGAUUGCCACUAAUAUUUUCUGAGAAGUAGCUCGGACAAAUUUUUCUAACACGGAGAGAUGUUCAAGGGCACAUAAUGACAUCUAUUUUGAAGUGUCACCAAUACACACGAUUAUAAUUGUCUUUUUGUUCCGUUUGGAAAAGCUCUUGGAGCAACACACUGGGCGCUUGAAUACUGUGUAGAUAUAGCAGUUUAUCAUCACACAAGUAUCGAAUAUUUUAUGAAAUGUAUUUUAUCAAUACCUCAGUUUUGUCUAAGGAGAAAAAUGACCUCACUGGAAAGAAAGAAUCAUGUAUGUUUUCAAAUGAAGUGCAAAAUUGGGCACUUUUGGUAUGUAGUUAUACGUGGAAUUAUGUAUGGAUUGGUUUUUGAUAACCUUAAGACCUCGCUAUAUUAUGUUUGAAGUUAUGCCCAGUCUCCAUUGGAGAGAAUAUGUCAAUGAAGACUACUGGUAAAGUACAGUGCAGUAUAGUAUAGUUCAGUGAUGAAGUGCAAUGCUGGCAUCUACUCGAUGUUUAAGUAAAAAAAAUGUACAAUGUUUGUUUUGAAGAGCGUAAAAAAGAAUCUUUGUACAUAUUGAAAUAAUGAAG